Messenger RNA from Penaeus vannamei (Pacific white shrimp), 905 nucleotides. Its product is annotated as antifreeze protein Maxi. NCBI's taxonomy places the organism in Eukaryota, Metazoa, Arthropoda, Malacostraca, Decapoda, Penaeidae. The record is from RefSeq and is a predicted model, not a curated record.
AACUUCGACUUGGCACCUGUAGGCCUUCCGGCAGAGAAAGGAGCCCGAGUAUAAAAAGGCUGCUCUCGCGUCCUGUUCGUCACACCUUCGCCAGACAGGAUCCAUUCAACAUGAAGAUCACGGCUCUCUUUGGCAUUCUUCUGCUUUCAGGCGCGGUCCGAGGUCGACCUCAGCAGAGCGCCUCGGAGGACGCGUCGACCCCAAGGGUCAAGAGAGGCUACACGGGCGGCGGCGGCUACGGCGGAGGAGGACACGGCGGCGGCGGCGGCGGCGGCUACGUGAUUUCGAGCGGCGGCUACGGCGGCGGCGGCCACGGCACCUCGGCGGCCGACGUGGCCAACCAGGCCGCCGGACAGGCCAGCGCCGCCGUGGCGUCGCAGGACGGCGCCGCCUGGGCUGCCGCCAACGCCGCGUCGCAGCAGGUGGCGUACCAGGCCUCCUCCGCCGCGCAGACGGCGCAGUCGGCGGCGGCGGCCAAGUACCAGCAGGCCGCGCAGGUGACUCAGGCAGCGCAGGCGGCGCAGUCUGCCGCCUUCUCCGAGUCUGCGCAAGCCGCCAAGGCCGCCAAAGCCGUGCAGGCUGCAGAGGCAGCCAAGCAGUGGGCCGUGCAGCAGGCGCGCAAUCUGGCGCAGGCGCAGGCAGCCGCCGAGGCGCAGGCGGCGCAGGCAGCCCAGACUCUGCAUGCUGCGCAGGCGGCCUACAACAACCAGGCCACCAUGGCGUGGCAGGCGCAGCAGGCGGCGCAUGCGCUGGCGCAGCAGCAGUCUGUUGCUCUCAACGACCUGGACUCCGCGCAGGCCGCGGCGGCGCAGGCCACCUCCGCCGCGCAGAAGGCGCUGGCGCGGGCCAAGGGCACGGGCCACGGCGGCUUCGGCGGCGGCGGAGGCUACGGCGGCGGCCACUGA